GUUGACGGGCUGCAAACAAAGAAAAGCGCAGCAGUUACUCCGGACACAUUCGAAAGAACCAACGCACCGACUCUGUAUUGUUAUCGUCUAGUCGUGUCUUCAACGCCAGGGUGACAUGCAUGUCUUUUAGAAUUGAUCACCGACCAUAGGCUACCAGAUUCUUGACUCGGCGGGUGCGAGGCGCUGCAAGUACACAAAGGGUUGCGUGCAUACGUAACGUGCACCUUUCUUUUACUCGUCACUUCUUCAUCUUUUCUUGGUCAAAGUCCAGGUCCAGCGGAACACAAAGCAGAAAAGCUCAAAGUAGAAGUCGAGUCUGUUUCAGCAUGAGGGCCUUUGCGCAGCGCGCGACUCGACUCCGGAGCACAUCGCUGAGUGCCGUUCCACCACCGCUACACUCGCCCGAAUACAUCAACGACUACGCCGAUACAGCCGCUUCAAUCCUAUAUCGCUCGCCCCUACCGUCCGAGUCUGGACUCCCCGUAUACAUCCUCAAUGCCGCCGCCUUCCCCGAUGCCUUUGAAGUCGACUACGAUGCGCUUCUGCCAUAUGUCCUGGCUAGACUGCCCGGAGAGGAAGAGCUGAUUGCAGGAGAAGAGUAUGAGAUCAUCUUCUUCGCUGGCGGACAGCCCGAGAGUGCCACGUCGGAGAAGAAGAACGGUCCUGGAAUGGGGUGGUACCUGCAAGCAUACCAUGUGCUUAGCAGGGCAAUCCGCAAGAGACUGCAGAAGCUAUACGUCGUACAUGAACGCAGCUGGGUGCGUGUGCUUAUCGAGGUCUUUGGCACAAUAGUCUCGCCCAAGUUCCGCAAGAAGAUCGUCCACGUCUCGACCCUUUCCUCGCUGGCUCUGCACAUUCCCAUCGAGAAGCUACUCAUCCCGCCGAACGUCUACCUCCACGAUCGCCGUCUCUCGCCAGACAUUCACUCGCCCUACGUUAGUGGCCGUAGAGCCUUUGGUGCCAACGACCCUAUGCCACGCAACCUAUACGGCCAGAGACGCCUGCCGCGCGUGCUAAGAGAAACAACCACUUUCCUCUGCCAGAGUGAGAACAUCAAGACUGAGGGCAUCUUUCGCAUUCCUCCUCAAUCCAUCCUUGUUGGCAUCUUGAGGGAAGCCUAUGAUCGUGGUCAGCAUUUCAUUGUUUGGAAAGAAGGCGGAAUCUCGUACACCCAACCUGAUCUGGACCACGAAACUCUGAGAAACAUCCACCAAUCCGACGCAUACGGCGUACACUUGGCUGCUGGUCUGAUCAAGCUCUGGUAUCGUGAACUGAAAACUCCAAUCUUCCAUGAGAAUUGCUAUGAUGAAUUGAGAUACAAGUUUGGAAGCCCCGAUGCCGACAUUGAAAUGGAUGACCUGGUCGAAAUGCUGUCUCCCACAUCGACCACCUCAUGUCUAUCGCAACAAGCCAGGCUGAUCUUAAUACUGCACCUCCUCCCUCUUUUGUCUCUAGUCACAAGCUAUCAAGCCACAAACAAGAUGACACCUGACAAUCUAGCCAUCUGCUUUUCGCCAGCCCUCGUAUGUGGCUCUGAUCAGUUGGCUGAUGCAAAGAUGACCUCUAUCGUUCGUCGCGUGCUUGAAGCUGCUGUAGAACAUUGGUCUCAUGGUCUGCGGGACGCUUGCGAGACUGCCUCGGACUCGUUCGCUGCUGCACUACGCCCGCCUCCGGCUGCUCAGGACUACGAAGAUCCUCUGCAGGAAGGCUACAGGGACGUUUCGCAAGACUCGGACAAAUCACACCGAAUCACGCUCCAGGAUGAUGAAUCAGAGAAACCUGCUCUACCACCUCGGCCUGCGGUAGAAACUCGCCAGCGUGCAGCAUCACAGUCGGCCUUCCCUGCAAGAUCUGAUAGUCUCGCUUCACCUGUCAAACGUAAGCCUGCACCUAUAGGUGUCGCUCCUCCACCGCAAGCAAUUUUCCAUAGAUGCACCGCGUCACAGUCGUCCGUAAGCCAUACGAGCCCGCUCGAUAGUUUUGCUACGGAUAUGAAGACUGCCGUACCUUACAACGAGUCGCCUCCAAAUGUGCCAGCCAAGCCAGUUUCGAAAGCUACAGCGCCUACACAAAACGACUUUAUGAAGGAAUUACGAAACUCAUUAGCAAACGAUGUUGUCAAGAGAAAGCCAGUGUCCUCAACAGCAUCGCCGGGCUCACCAACAGGCAAUGACUCCGCUCCCGCACCACAACAACGCUCAGUAUCUGCCCGUAUCCCCUCACCACCCAAAAAGGACGAUAACAUCUUUGUCAAACCUACUUGGGCGGCAUCCUCUCGAACAACCUCUCGCAACCCUUCCCUCUCCACCCCCAUCUCAACAACCCUCUCUGCACCCACCUACGCCCCUCGACCACGCACACCCUCACCUGGUCUGCUCAAACGCAUGGCCUCCAUCGAAUCAAUGCACAAUACUGCAGUAGCCCAGCAACAGCAAAUUCCCGACUCGAAUAGAAUCGCACCAGUGGUUGAGAAGAUAGGGUUGCGCAAGAGUUCUGUGGAUGAUCUCAAGAGGAUCUACGAGGAGAGGGCUGGAGCCACUAUUGGAUUGGCUAGAGCGGCUAGUGUGAGUAGUAAUAGUGGUAGGAGGGGAAGUAAUGCCAGUGCUAGCCUGAGUAGGAGGACAUCUAACGCCGCUGUGUAGUUUGCGGCAGAGGUGGUUGUUAGAUGUGGAGAAGCUACGGAGUGAUGUGUUUCCUGUUGCUUUCCGAUAUCUGGUUCCUUACUUCCCGGGUUUUAUUUCUCAUUGCUUUUUGAGUUCCUUGUUCGUAUGUCAGAUACCCAAACUUUUUUUCUUUCCAAGUUU
This is a messenger RNA of Aureobasidium pullulans EXF-150, 2804 nucleotides long. RefSeq lists its product as uncharacterized. Gene Ontology annotation, cellular component: cytoplasm. Bases 327 to 2642 code for a protein of 771 amino acids. Gene Ontology annotation, molecular function: GTPase activator activity. The transcript has a single exon. Gene Ontology annotation, biological process: small GTPase-mediated signal transduction. The record is from RefSeq and is a predicted model, not a curated record. NCBI's taxonomy places the organism in Eukaryota, Fungi, Ascomycota, Dothideomycetes, Dothideales, Saccotheciaceae.